Molecule: messenger RNA, 567 nt
Organism: Diutina rugosa
Lineage: Eukaryota; Fungi; Ascomycota; Pichiomycetes; Serinales; Debaryomycetaceae
Exons: 1
Coding region: 1-567 (188 amino acids)
Source: RefSeq, a predicted model, not a curated record
AUGGGUCUCGACAAAUACAAGGAAAAAGCUAAGCGCCUCUCGAGAGCCUUCUCGUCGAAGGAAAACCUCGAGAAGGAUGACAAGGUUGACAUUGACGCUGUGGCUGCUGACGCCACCGCUAAGAAGUCUGAGGAACUUGCCGCCGCCGAUGCCACCGAACAGACCACCGAUGCCGUUGCCGACGCUACCGCCGACGUCCCCGAAGCCACUGAAGCUGCGGCCCCCGUUGCCGAAGCUGAUGUUGUUGAAGCUUCGAAGAAAGACGACAUUCCUGAACCUACCGUCGAUGCCGAAGCCAAGGGUGAAGAAGUCACAGACAUCAAGAAGGAUGUGGCUGAAGAAGCUGCUCCUGCUGCCGCUGCCACCGAAGCGCCCGCCACCGAAGCUAAGGCUGCCACCGAAACCGCGCCCAUUGAAAAGGUCGAGAAGGUUAUCGCCGAAAAGACUGCCGAGGCUAAGGAAGCUGCUGUGAAGACUGCCAAGGAAUCGAAGUCUAAUUUGUUCAAGAAGCUUUUGGGCAAGUUCAAGUCGAGCUCGUCGACCACUGCCACUCCUGCCAAGAACUAA